CGUAUCGUAUCGGAAGUAAUGAGCAAAUUAUUCAGGAAUUGCUCCAACAAUAUUUAUGUGAAAUGAAUAUAUACUAAUUUACUUUUUCGUGUAUAAGAUCCUUGAUUUCUAGAAGACGAAUAGCGAUUUUAAGUUUUAACUAAAUUCAAUUUUGCAAAAACAGUCUUAAUUACCAAUGCCUUGUCAACCAAUCAUAUGUUUGGCUAAUUAGUGAUGUCAAGUCAAUGUUUGUUUAUUUUUAUUGUUGUGUGUAUGUCAACAAACUUAAGAGAUUAGUUUUAACAUGAAUAAUAUACCGGAUUCAACAGCAGGAGAACCUUCUUGCAAACGUCAAGAAAAUGGCGACGCCCCAAUAGAGCUCGAAACUGAUCGCCCUUUAAAGAAAGCAAGGUUUGCGUGGCAAGUAAAGGGUAAAUACCAUUUAAAAAAUGAAAUUACUGAAGUUAAACCUUCAAUUCCCAACGACGAUUAUGAUAAACCUUGUUCUUCAUCACACGUGAACCCCGAACACAAGAAUGUAGUGGGGAAUACUGAACAAAACCUUGAAAUUUUGGGUGACUAUCUCUUAAAGCAAGAUUUCAAUACACUGGAUUCAGUAGCGGAUUGUGAAAAACUUUUGCCUCCAACAACAGCAAGUGAAAAGUUACCAUAUCCACGGUAUAUAAGUUCCUUUGAGACAUCUUCAAAUAGUACAAAUGAAAGUAAUAGUAAUGAAUUGCAGUCACAGUCAUCGAACCCUAUAAUGAACAGUAAUUAUUACACAGAGGAUCAGUGUAUAGCACGGUGGCAAGCAAGACAGAUGGCAAAGUGUUUUGUUGACAAUACCAUAAACCGUGUACUCGACAACUGGAUGCUAGCACCUCUUCCACCAGAUGCUGAUAACAACAGAGUUCUGGCUUUAGAUGUAGCCGAAUUCAUAAACAAUCUCCCUGGAGAUAAUACAAUUGAAAAUGAGGGUAUUCUAAUGGCUAUUUCAGCUCAUGGUCUACAGAACACAAGCAAUGCAAGUAGUAGUAACGAUCAUGAGAAAUCACUAACGGAUUCACAAUCAAAAGAUAUGUUUAAUUCUUCUCCGAGCAGUCCGAUACAAUCAGAUGAUGAAUUAUCACAAACAGCGAAUAGUAAUAAGAACAGUGAUCCGAACUCAUCCAAUGAACUUGAUUGUAACGAUAUGCAGAUAGCCUUUUACCCUGGCAGUUCAAGCUCUUAUAAGUACUAUGGCGAGAAUGAUCUUGAUAACUCUAAUAUUGAAUGUGAAGGCGAUGAAACAAUACAAUGCAGUGAUGAUGUUAUAGAAAAUUAUGAUUUCUUAGAUGCUGCUGUCUCAUUUGCAAUUCAAAACAAAGGACUGACAUCGUUUGGGACAGAUUAUGGAUAAAAAUCCAUAAUUAUUUGUUAUUAACCAUACAUGAUAGUAUAAAUAGCUAUAAAAAUUAAACAAAAUAGUAAUAAAUAAAGUAUUAUCAAUAAUAGUGAAUUACAUAAUUAUUGUCUUGUAAUUACGCUAUAUUUGUAUACAUAAUAUAAUUUUAUUAAAUUACUUAGUAUAUUUUGAGACUGAUUUCAUGAAAUUAUGUUACAUUUUAUAAACCAUAAUGUAUUUUAUGUUAAUAAGCUUAGAUAAUUUAUAUCUCUAGAUAAAGCCUAGGGGUUUAUUACUUUUGUGUGAGCAAUUAGUUUUGUUUUAAAGUGAUAACCCUCACUUCUACGAAUAAUACACAAAUAAAAUUUGAAAAACAAAAUUUUAUGCGGGACUGGAACCCACGACCUCCGGUGUUCCAUGCCGGUGCUCUAAGCAACUGAGCUCGUCGUGAAUCGUCAUAAAAACUUGUAUGCUUUGUUCAACCCAAGUUAUCACUUUAAAACAAAACAAAUUGCUUUGAUUUACAAUAUAGCGACAUCUCAAGUCAAUUUCCUAAUGUGCAAAUAUUGGGGUUGAGCAGGCUAUCAACUGUAAAGUAGAUGAAAAUGAAGCCACAACCUGAGAGUUGAACAAAGCAUACAAGAUUUUAUGACGAUACGUCACUCGAAUUCAGUUUGCUCAUUUGCUUAGAGCACCGGCACGGAACGCCGGAGGUCAUGGGUUCGAGUCCCGCAUUGUUUAUAAAAUUUUGUUUUUCAAAUUUUAUUUGUGUGCAUCAUAGGCUAUGUCAUACACUCGCGAUACCAAUGUCAGUUUGCUUAAGUGUGUGUGUAUUGCUGAAAAUAGAAGUUACUUAUUAACAGCAGCUGUCACAGUCUAUCGAGAUGUAUAAAUCAACUAAGGAAAUAUAAUUCACCAUAAUUCUUGUUAAUAUAUAGUAAUAUGUACAUACAUUAAUGAUAUUAAGUUGUUUCAAUCCAUUUAAUUUGCUACUUAUAAUUAAUAUGUUUGAUGACAAUGUUGUGUAUUCCGUUCUUGUCAGAUUGUAAUUGGAAGUAUUUUUCCUUUGUACCAUAAAGAGCUAAAGUUACAAAUUGAUAGCCCAAAUGAAGCAUUAUUAGGGUUGGUAAAUAAUGAUCAACUUGUAAUUUCGUCUUCCCUAUAGGGAUACAUAGAAUAUCCACACAGACAGAGAAGCCACCUGGCAGAAACAGUGAUAAGGGCAGAAGCGGGAUGUAAAUUUCGCUACAGCUGAAUUUAAAUUGAAUGCCAUAUUAUUCAAGGCCAUUCACCCUUCCAUACUAAUUGGCUGUCUGAUGUUUUUAACAAUUUUGAUUGCUGAAUCAUAUUAUACAUUCUGUAUGCUUUUAUGCAAUAAACGAGAAAAAGUAUCUCGAAUACUUAUUAUAGCAGAACAUGAAAUGAAAGAAUAUCUGGUCUGUAUCAACUUAUUGGCAAAAUAUGGUGCAAAGGAAUAUCAAAGCUAUCUUGUGUUGUUGUAUGCUUAGUUAAAUCAAAUACGAACUAUCUAAAUUUUAACAUGAUUGCAAAAUAUUUAUUGAGUACAAAAUAUUUACUUAUUACUGAUGAAAUGUUGUAAAUAAUUAUUAUUAGUAUUGUAAGUAAACUUAGAUUAUUGUGAUAUAUUGCUUAUGUUUAUCUCCGCCAAAAGCAAAUUAAUAAAACAGUAAAAAACUAACAAGGAAUUCAAUAGCCAACCUUUGUAGUGGACAUGACCUCCAGGUGUUUUAGGUCAACGUUGAAUUCAUAACUUACCAUAAGGGCCGGACCUCUCUGGUUUAUAGAUCAUAGAAGUGAUCACUCUAUUAGUCGAAAUGAAUACUAAAUUAUCCUUUUAAUCCAUAAAAACGAGAAAAUUGAAAACCAUAAGUGUGUGGACUUAUUGUCUUAUUGCAAAUUUUUUAAUUCUUGCCAAAAUUUAUGGACGAUGCAGUAUUCGAAUGAGAGGUAAUGCCUUGAUAUAAAUGUCUAAAAACACUUUAAAGGAUUAGAAACGCGUGUAAUUGUAACAGUAUUUUCUCUAUAUUAGUACUAUCUCGAAUCUUGUCAACCUCAGUCCCCCUGAAAACGUGCUCUGAAAAAUCACGAAAAAUCAUCUAACUAACUAAAAUAAUAAUAAAAAUGUAACUUUUACGCAAAAACGACUGUAAAAAAACACAGUUACAAUUACACGCGUUUUUAAUCCUUAAAAAAGUGUUUUAUUUAAAUGUGUAAACACUCCCGUUUGUCAAAGAUAAUAUUAACUGCAAAGCAGGGGCGUACAUUGAUUUGUAGCAAGGUAGGCACUGUGGAUCUAACUAGUCGUAGUUGAGCUUUGGAAUUAGCAAAGAUUGCUUACGCGGUGUUGAAUAGAAGUUUGGUAAUAAAAUAACGGAACCAAAUUAACUUUUACACUAGUGCUAUAUUUGUUUAGGUUCAUAACGACGUAGGCACUGCCUGAUUACCUAUAUCCUAUGCACCCCCUGCUGAAAAGUAUAUCCUGUAGGUGGAGCCACAAUGGGGCGAGUGGAUCAAGCCUGGUUUGCUUUUAUGAUAUAUCAUCUAAUGGUUAGCUUACUUGUACACCGGUUUUAAGUCAGGAAUGCUAGAGGAGUUCUUGUUGUUCAGGUGCAAAUCUCGUAUUGUCUAUAAAUUUUGGCAGUGUGGGCGUUACAUUAACAAACUUUUAUUUAAAUCAGUUUAAAUUUAGAUAACUACAUGUAGAUAAAAGGCAUAUAUUUUCUCAAAAUUGAUUCCUUUAGAAUUCUUUUUGGUGUCAUUUAUAAUAAACUAGAUACCACUACCGCGUAGGAAAUAAAUGGCGCUCUGAGAGAGAAGAUAGAGCCUCUUGCUGCUAGACAACCGAUGAAAACAGGCCAGGCUUAUUAAUUUAGUGUUCGUGACAUGCUACGUCUUACACUCCCGAUUUGUAUGUCUCUUUGUGUUAGCGUGCGUGCAUUGCUCAAAAUAGAGGUUAACAGUCAGCCUCAUUUUUUUUCGAAGUAUCACAAUUGUCACAAUCUAUCUAGAUGUAUAAAUAAUGUAAGACUAAAAAAUAAAUUAUCUUACUACACUCAAAAAUAGACUGUCGAACAUCUAUUUUAAGUAUUACUUGUGCCAUGUACACAUGUUGGUGAAUAUGUGUAUAUGUAACCUUAAUAAUAUCAAUAAGAGAAAAUAUUUCUGUCUACCCUCUUUCAUCUUUUGCUACGUUCAUUGUCGACACUCGAAUUUCAAUUAUAUUUUAUUAUGCCAUUUUCAAACAUACCGAGGAAAAACACUCAGACAUAAAAUGCUGUUUAAAAUUAUAUCUAAUAUCUAUUUUUUUCAUGAUAAUAAGCGAUGAGACGAGCAGGACGUUCAGCGGAUGGUAAAUGAUACGCCCUGCCCAUUACACUGCAGUGCCGCUUAGGAUUCUUGACCAACCCCAAAAAAUUCUGAGCGGCACUACAACUGCGCUCGUGACCUUGAGACAUGAGAUGUUAGGUCUCAUUUGCCCAGUGAUUUCACUAGCUACGGCGCCCUUCAGACCGAAACACAGUAAUGCUUACACAUUACUGCUUCACGGCAGAUAAAGGCGCCGUUACUUUGUUUUUUUUAGUUUAUUGAAGGUCCACUAACACAGGAUACACAUGUCAAUUCGCAAAAUAAUAACACAAGGUACAAAAAUCGUGUUCCUGCAAUACAGGUGAAAACGUCGUGCACAUCAACAUACAAAGAAUUUAAUUUAAAAUUAUAUAAAAGUAAAUUGGAGUCAUAUACGCUAAAAUAUAAAUUAGUAAAGACCAAUAAUAUAAAUAUUUGAUGUCUUCAAAUAUUUUUUCUGAUCACAUUUUGAAAGCAAAGUAGGAUUUUUAUCAUGUAAAUUAUUUUAAGAUAAUUAAUUCUACCUGUGAAUUAAAUAGCACAAAUGACUUGAACGA
This is a messenger RNA of Leptidea sinapis, 5286 nucleotides long. RefSeq lists its product as uncharacterized. The transcript has 2 exons. Lineage: Eukaryota; Metazoa; Arthropoda; Insecta; Lepidoptera; Pieridae. The record is from RefSeq and is a predicted model, not a curated record. Bases 284 to 1378 code for a protein of 364 amino acids.